Molecule: messenger RNA, 1400 nt
Organism: Alosa alosa (allis shad)
Lineage: Eukaryota; Metazoa; Chordata; Actinopteri; Clupeiformes; Clupeidae
Gene: ube2m
Product: ubiquitin conjugating enzyme E2 M
Exons: 6
Coding region: 213-770 (185 amino acids)
Source: RefSeq, a predicted model, not a curated record
CUCACUGCCUCGGCCUCGCACUGUCUCAAGCAGUGCCACCUUGCUAAGCUACAUUUGGCUAGUCUUCCGAUACCCUAGUUGAGACGCACCGGCUCCCAACAUUACGGUGCUACACUGAGUGAAUUCGCUCCCUCUACAUUUUAGACGAGAGAAACAUCCAGCCAUAAGGAUUGACACGUUAACCCUAAAUUACUAAAUCACUGAAGAUUAAGAUGAUUAAGCUCUUCUCCUUAAAACAGCAGAAGAAAGACGAGGAAUCUGCUGGAGGAAAUAGAACAGGAGCCGGGGGUAAAAAAGCAAGCGCGGCCCAGCUUCGAAUACAGAAAGACAUCAACGAGCUGAACCUACCAAAGACAUGUGAGAUUGUCUUCCCUGACCAGGAUGAUCUGCUGAACUUUAAACUCAUCAUCUCACCAGAUGAGGGAUUUUACAAAGGGGGGAAGUUUGUUUUCAGCUUUAAGGUAGGACAGGGCUACCCACAUGAUCCCCCAAAGGUCAAAUGUGAAACCAUGGUGUAUCAUCCCAACAUUGACCUGGAAGGAAAUGUCUGUCUAAAUAUUUUGAGAGAGGACUGGAAGCCGGUGUUGACAAUAAACUCCAUUAUAUACGGACUACAGUAUCUGUUUCUAGAGCCAAACCCUGAAGAUCCCCUUAACAAAGAGGCUGCUGAGGUCCUGCAGACAAACCGACGGCUCUUCGAGCAGAACGUCCAGAGAUCGCUGAGGGGCGGCUACGUGGGCGCCACCUACUUCGAGCGGUGUCUGAAAUAGUCUCACCCCUGCCCUGUUUCCCCCCCACGCCAGCCGGCCGCUUUCAUCCCGAGAUGCAUUUACCGUUUACACGAGCUGAGACACUGACUGACACGCAGACUGGAGAGAUUUUGGGGCGGGAUGGGGUGGGGGAGGGUGAGGGUGAGGGAAGGAGGAUGGGGGAUUGGAGGAUGCUGAUUGUCGGAUGGUGAUUGUGGAAUGGUGGUUAUGGUAGAUGCUGUCAGUGGGCAAGGAGUGUGAGAGGUUUUUUGGAGGAUAAGGGUGUGAUUUGUUUUUUGAGAAGCAAGUCUGAACAGUCAGUGAUUGUCGUCGCUUGGAGAAUCCAGAAGCGGUAUAUGCCACUACGUUGGUGCCCAGUCUUUUUUUUAUUAUUAUUUUUUCCUUCCAUUUUUUAAAGCAAGAUUUGACACAACAUUGAUCUUAAAAAGACAUAGACAUAGUCAGACCCCCUCCCCCCUCCCAAAAAAAAAAAAAAAAGGCCACACAGACUAAAUUGCUUAUAUUGUUUACCAUGAAACCUUGUGAAGCAUCUCUGGACACCAGGAUCAUGGGAGUUCCAAUGAGAUGGAAUCCUACUGAUAUUGUACACAGACACACACUCACACAUUCAUGUACACACUGGUUCCCCUC